Molecule: messenger RNA, 2041 nt
Organism: Lates calcarifer (barramundi perch)
Lineage: Eukaryota; Metazoa; Chordata; Actinopteri; Centropomidae
Product: TLC domain-containing protein 3A
Exons: 5
Coding region: 171-989 (272 amino acids)
Biological process (GO): lipid homeostasis
Cellular component (GO): endoplasmic reticulum; membrane
Source: RefSeq, a predicted model, not a curated record
AGUUGAGUUAUAUUAUUGAAGCUCAGAGGACGGCGGUGCCGUUGACUGUUAACCGUCAGCUAAGUUAUGCUUUGUCCUACACUUCUCUGUCGGGACUGUUGUUGUCUGUUGUUGCUUUUGUUUGGUGAUUAAGGCGGUAUCGCGGCAACAGGAAGAAGUCGGCUAAAACAAUGUUUACGCCCUUAGUAUGUGGAGCUGUGGUGUUUCCAGGGCUUUUCUACACCUUCAGGAAAGUACUCAGAUCAACUUUUACACGCUGGAGUGAUGCCGACGUGGUUUCAGUCAGUGAGAGGCUGGUGUCCGCCAUUCAUGCGUCUUUAGCUACUGCAGCUGGAGUGACAGUUGUAGCAUCCUGCAGGGAUGUCAUGACUGACAGUCACUGGCUGGUCAAUGGGUUUGUUUUGUUUGGAGCUCCCUACAUGGCCCACGACAUCUACGCCAUGUAUCUGAGUCACUUUUAUAAUCAAAGGGCCAAAGGUCAGGUCGGUGCACACAGCGGCCACUCUCUUCAGACUGUGAGGGCUUUCCUCUUCAAGGACUGGAUGCUGAUUCUCCAUCACCUGGCACUGCUCCUCAUUUUCGUGCCCAUCACUCUGUUCUUCAGAAGAGGACUUGGUGAUUUCUUCAUUGGCUGUCUCUUCACCACAGAGUUCAGCACUCCUUUCAUCUCUAUAGGAAAGAUCCUCAUCCAGCUGGGUCUUGACCACACCAGGCUGCACAGAAUCAAUGGCAUCAUUGUCCUCCUGAGUUUCUUCACAUGUCGGAUCAUGAUCUUCCCCUUCAUGUAUUGGAUGUACAGCCGGCAGUUUGGCAUUCCUCUACACAGAGUGGCCUUCCAUCUGCCUCUGCAGUGCAACGUAGGUAACCUGGUGAUCCUGGCUCCACAGAUAUACUGGUUUAUCCUGCUGGUGAAGAAAGCUAACCGACUCUACCUGAGACAGAGGGGAGGGAAAGGAGAUGGAAACAAAGACAGGCCAAAGACAGACUGAAGAGUCCACCUGUUUCCAAAAAUAACUUGGUCAGACACUGAGAUCAAAGAGGGGCACUGUCAGGGAAAGAAACAGAGAAUCUGAGAUUCUCUUGAAAUUCUUUAGAAAUUGCAGAGAAUCUUUUAUGAGGAAAAACAGCAAAAUUCAGAGAAUAAGAUUAUCAUUUAAAUGAUGAAAAUGAAGAUAGUUUGGUUUGGAUUUUUACAUGUAAAAUUGUAAAACUGACUUUAUUCUCAAAAUCUCAGAUUUUUCCUGACAGUGUCAUACAGAGAGUUCAAAGUGUUUGCUCCACACUGUAAUUGUGUGGCUCUAAUCUGUGAAAUAUGACAUUGAUGUUUGAACUUCUCAGAAAUGUUUGUCAGCUGUUACUAUGUGACAGAGCAUGUGUUACAGCUAGUGUAACACAUUAUUAAUGCUGUGCUAUUGUACAAAGAAGCCCUGAUUAUUUUUAAUCAGUAAAACUGAAGUGUUUGCUGUUGUAAGUGAAUUCAGUUGAUGCCAUAGAGAUAAACGCACUACUAUUUGCUUUUGCUUUUUCACUUAACUGUUGAAAUACAUCUCAAUCAGUUCAAUAAAUGGAAAAGAAUGAUUUCAACAUUUUUUGGGGGAAAGUAAAAAUCAAGAUUUAGAUUUCAGACAAUACAACUGCCUAAGGAAAAAGCUGGAAUGGCAGCUCAUACUGAUACCUUUCAAUAACCCACAAACUGUAUCUGUAUUUAAGGAAACAUGAUUUCUUAAGAUAACAUAAUAUCAAAUAUCAAAACCACUGGAGCAACAGGAUUGAGUUUAAUGAACCUAUUUGUUAAUGCAAUAAGUAACAACAGAAAUCUGAUAUUCAGCAUCUACUCAACUUUACAAUCGAUCAGGGUUCUUUUCACAUUGUGUGUUAAAUCCAGGGGAGAGAAAGAAGCUAACAUAAGGCUAACAAGAUGAUGGUCAAACAUGUAGAACACAGUCUCCCACCAUGAGCUCAGCUCUGGAGGGAAUUCUGGAAGAACACUGUAAGGCCUUUCCUAACUCUGACGAUUAAAAAGUAAGGAACCUGAACAUGA